UCAUAUCAUUUUCCGAAUCGGUUAAACCCCGGAGAAGGGAGAACCCUCUGCUUCGUGCGUCGUUCCUCCAUUGUCGCCGCCGCACCGAGAAGCAACCAUGGCAUUGGCCGCCGCCCUCGCCCGGGCCGCGACGCGCCUCCUCCGCGGGGGCCUCCCGCCUGCCGCCUCCGCCACCUCCGCCGUGCCGGCUCUCUCGCCUCGCAUCCACCGCCAGCUCUGCGGCCUCCCGGCCGCCGACGAGCCCUCCGCUGCGGGGGAAGCCGAUCCGUGGGAGGAGGCCGAGGCGGAGAUCCUCCGCGACGUCAAGCCUACCGUGGAGCUCGUCAAGGACAUCCUCCACACCAGCAGGUAUGAAAAUGGUGGAUUUCUAAGCCCAAAUGAUGAAAAGGUUGUAGUAGAAAAGCUUCUUUCUUAUCAUCCUCAUGCAGAUGAGAAGAUUGGUUGUGGGAUUGAUGGUAUAAUGGUUGACAGGCACCAUGAGUUCAGGUUUUCAAGAUGCCUCUUUGUUGUUAGAACAAACGGCGAUUGGGAGGAUUUCUCAUACCGCAAGUGUCUCCAGGCAUACAUAAAAGAGAAGUAUCCAUCUUACGCAGACAGGUUUCUGCAGAAACAUCUUGUUAAUAGGUACCGUUCCUUGACCUGGAAACACCGAUCCCAUCCUGGAAAUGAUGGGCAUUUUCGUCCCCGCCUUGCAAAAUCCUUUCACAAGGACUGUAUCCUGUUCCUCGACCCCAUUGACCCUGAAUCUUUGUGACUAUGAUCCCACCCAGUACUUACCAUAUUUUAUUCUGAGCUUGUAUUUAAUAACCAGUCUUUCUUCCCUUGAUAUCUACGGAUGUAAUUAUGCGGCUUAGAUUUA
This is a messenger RNA of Panicum virgatum (switchgrass), 859 nucleotides long. Its product is annotated as protein DCL homolog, chloroplastic-like. The coding region runs from base 98 to 754 and encodes 218 amino acids. The record is from RefSeq and is a predicted model, not a curated record. Gene Ontology annotation, biological process: chloroplast organization; chloroplast rRNA processing. Lineage: Eukaryota; Viridiplantae; Streptophyta; Magnoliopsida; Poales; Poaceae. The transcript has 4 exons. Gene Ontology annotation, cellular component: chloroplast.